UAUUUCGUCGUUCCGCGAAGCGUUCGCAAACAUUUUCAUUUUCGUGUGUAAACAUUAAGUAAAAAUUUCACAACUGGAUAAAACAGCGAACAACGGUGACGAGAAAAUGCCUCCAAAGUUAAAAUUCACCGAGGGUGAAAAAGUUCUUUGCUUCCACGGUCCACUUCUGUACGAAGCAAAGAUGCUAAAGAGUGCCAUCAUGAAGGAUAAACAAGUGAAAUACUUUAUCCACUAUGCCGGCUGGAACAAAAACUGGGACGAGUGGGUUCCCGAGAAUCGUGUGCUGAAGUAUAACGAAGCCAACUGUCAGCGGCAGCGCGAGGUCACGAAGCUACAUUCGCCACUGGUCAAAAACAAGAAAAGCAACACAAAGGCUAAAAAGACGGACGCUCAAGGAACCGGCAGCAGCCAGAGUAAAGACAAUGAUUCCCGGGCAUCGACGCCUUCAAAGGAAGUGGCAAAGGAAAAGGAUGCGACAGCCCCGGCCGUAACCAGCACCGUAACGACACCGACUACUGCCUCUGCUGCCACUAGUGGAAGCGCGGCUGCAAACGCAUCAUCCACGGGCAGGAACCGAUCUGCUCAAAAAACCACAGCCCCUAGCGUUUCUGCCUCGUCGUCCUCCAGCUCGUCAUCUUCAUCGACCUCCUCUUCCUCCGUAGCGGCGACGGCAGGAGGAAAGGAUGGAAAACCAUCGGAAGGAAAAGAUGUGACGGAAAAAUCGAAGGAAGAACCGAGCAGUGAGAUCAACAAUUCUAGAACGAAGAAGCGCGGUCGCAGUGAUACAACCUCAUCCAAUGUUGAAUCAGAGGAUCAGUUUAUGUCGAAGGUUGAGGUAAAAAUUAAAAUACCAGACGAGUUAAAACCAUGGUUGGUUGACGAUUGGGACGCCAUUUCGCGGCAGAACAAGCUGCUGGAGCUACCGGCUAAAGUGACCGUCCAAGAGAUUGUAGACAACUACGUGCAGUACAAAAAGCAAAGCAAGGUAAAUACGGCCACGAAGGAAACGGCUGUUACAGACAUUGGGAACGGAAUCAUUGAAUAUUUCAAUGUGAUGUUGGGUUCUCAGCUGCUGUACAAGUUCGAACGACCGCAGUAUGCAGAAAUCAUUCAAUCGCAUCCAGGAGUUCCGAUGGCUAAAAUUUAUGGAUCGUUCCAUUUGCUCAGACUUUUCGUGAAGCUUGGCUCAAUGCUGGCAUUCACGUCCCUUGACGAAAAAUCCAUACAAACAUUAAUCGGACAUGUGCAAGACUUUCUCAAGUAUUUAGUCAAAAAUAGCAGCACACUAUUCAACAUGCAGCAUUAUGUGAACACCAGCCCAGAAUAUCAUCGCAAAGCACAGUGAAUGUGCUCAAUUGCUCGAUUCUACUUCGUUUCCCUGAUGAAUAUUACUAUUCAAUGUAAAACAAAUUGAAUAUUGAUAUUCAAUGCGAAUUGAUGACGAAUAAUAAAUCCCAUAUUUUA
Messenger RNA from Anopheles coustani, 1464 nucleotides. RefSeq names its product mortality factor 4-like protein 1 (gene MRG15). Bases 107 to 1345 code for a protein of 412 amino acids. NCBI's taxonomy places the organism in Eukaryota, Metazoa, Arthropoda, Insecta, Diptera, Culicidae. Gene Ontology annotation, cellular component: nucleus; NuA4 histone acetyltransferase complex. The record is from RefSeq and is a predicted model, not a curated record. Gene Ontology annotation, biological process: chromatin organization; regulation of DNA-templated transcription. The transcript has 3 exons.